Messenger RNA from Hibiscus syriacus, 1150 nucleotides. Its product is annotated as L-tryptophan--pyruvate aminotransferase 1-like. Gene Ontology annotation, molecular function: transaminase activity; carbon-sulfur lyase activity. The transcript is spliced from 4 exons. Bases 1 to 1083 code for a protein of 360 amino acids. NCBI's taxonomy places the organism in Eukaryota, Viridiplantae, Streptophyta, Magnoliopsida, Malvales, Malvaceae. Gene Ontology annotation, biological process: amino acid metabolic process. The record is from RefSeq and is a predicted model, not a curated record.
AUGUACCAGCCAUACUGGAGGAGAAUGGGAGACAAGUGUACGGUCGUGAUCCCUGGUCGUGAUUUGAUGAGUUACUUCAGUGACCCGGGAAACUUGUGCUGGUUUCUGAUGCCGGAGCUCGAUGAUGCAAUCAGGAGACUGCACCGUGUCGUUGGGAAUGCGGUGGUUGAUGACGACCGAUACGUAAUCGUCGGCACUGGCUCGACACAGCUCUUCCAGGCGGUUCUUUACGCCCUCUCUUCCCCACACAAGCCUGACACUGAGCCCCUCAGUGUGGUAGCCGCCGCCCCUUUCUACUCGUCAUAUCCUAAGGAGACGGAGUUUCUUCGAUCGGGGAUGUACAAAUGGGUGGGUGAUGCGUACACAUUCGACAGAGAUGGAGCAUACAUGGAGUGUGUAACUUCACCCAACAACCCCGAUGGAACGAUCCGAGAAGCGGUGGUGAAUCGUGAAGGUGGUAAACUCAUUCAUGACUUAGCCUACUAUUGGCCUCAAUACACCCCCAUUACUGGUAAGGCUGAUAAUGAUAUCAUGCUAUUCACCUUCUCCAAAGCCACCGGACAUGCUGGUUCUCGCAUUGGAUGGGCUAUCGUUAAGGAUAAAGAAGUGGCUACCAAGAUGGUUAAGUACAUGGAGCUUAGCAGCAUUGGUGUAUCGAAAGAAUCUCAGCUUCGAGCUGCCAAGAUUCUCGAUGUGAUCGCCGAGGAUUGCUCGAAUUCCGGCCCUGACAAAGAGGAAAACUUCUUUGAAUAUGGCCAUCAUCUCAUGUCCGAACGAUGGGAAAAGCUGCGGGAGGUGGUUAAACACAAUGGCGUUUUCAGUCUACCUAAGUACCCUAGAGACUUCUGCAACUUCACAGGCAAAGAAACUGAUCCAAGCCCUGCCUUUGCAUGGUUGAAGACCAAGGAUGGCUUAAACUGUGACAAUCUCUUGAGGGAGUCUAAGAUCGUCACAAGGGGCGGAACGAAUUUCGGGGUCGAUUUGGAUUAUACUCGGAUCAGCAUGCUGAGUCUCGACGAGGAGUUUAACCUUUUCCUGGAGAGGUUGGGAGCAAUCAAAGGGAACAUCAAUGGAAAUUACUAGUUGUAAUCAAGAACAAAAUCUUUGUUCAUCUUUAAGUGUAUAUGCUAAGUAUUUAGAGUUUACCCCU